AUGUUAAGAGGGUUUCGUUAUCAAGUUACAAGUGUUAAGAAUCCCUUGGCAGCGUUGUCUGUUCUUCGGGCAAAUCCAGACAAUAUUGACCUAGUGGUCACAGAUCUUCAUAUGCCAGAAAUGAAUGGGAUCGAGCUCCAAAAACAAAUCAAACGGGAAUUCAGAAAACUCCCCGUUAUCAUAAUGUCCUCCGAUGACAGUGAACGUGUGAUGCUGGAUAGCUUAGUGGGAGGAGCUGUGUUUUUCAUAGUAAAACCUGUGAGCCCCGAUGUCUCAAGGAUGUAUGGCAGUAUGCCGUUGUUGGCAAGAAAGGUAAAUCCCUGGCUAUCGAGAAAUCGAAGGAGACUCUUUGUCAUCGUCGGUCGAAAACUAUGCAUCGGCAACAUGAGACGAUUGUCAUCUCCUGUGAAUAAUGAAAGGGAUGAUGGUCAAAGAGGUUCCAAAAGAAAGGAACCGGGGAAGGACAAGAAUGGAAAAGAUGAAGACAAUAACCCUAAACUCAAGCCAAAGAAGGCCAGGAAGGCUAAGAAGUAUCGCCUCUUCUUAAAGCGAAUCGCAGAAAGGGGUUGUUUUCAAUCAAAGGCCAUGUUCGACAGGUUCCUCAAGUCUACUUUCGCAGCUGGCCAUCCACUGUUGAUGAAAACAGCUCAAGAAUACGCUCGACUGCAAGAACUGCAACGAUUGAGGGGCUUAACAUCCUAUCCUGGCUAUGGAGGGAAUUAUUCGCCUCAUAAUACUACUAGGUAUGGAACCUUCGGCUAUGGUAAUCAUGGUGCUUCAAGCAGCAACAGGGUUCAGCCAUAUGGCGGUGGACAAUCCCGUUUACUGUCCCACCAAGCUAACAAGCCACUGCUCUCUGGGAACCUGAUGAAUCCGACCUAUCUGGGUAAUCGACCGGGAUUAUCUGGUGGCCUGAUGAACUCUUCUAACUCGUUGCCAUCGUACCCGCAGCAGAUUCAACCAAGGUCUGGCUUUUACGAUGCUGGUUCCUCAUCCCAGUUCAGGUUUGGUUCACCUGGUCUUCGCUCUCCGAGUUCGACAUUCGGAACCAACGGGAUCUUCGGAAGCAUGAGCGGUUCCCAGUCCUGCUCUAGUCUGAAUCCCGAUUACGACGGCAAUAAUACUAGCUACGCUGGGAGUAGCUUGAAUGCUGAUGAACUUAACGGUGGCUAUGAUUCAAUGACUGGUGUUUUCAAUGAGAACAUGAAUGUUGCAUCCAUGGGGAAUCAAACUUUUGAUUAUCUGGCUCCAGGAGUGUUAUCUUCGCCGGUAUUACAUGAAACAAACCAAGUUCCACCAGGGUCUACUGCGUCGAAGCAACAAGCAAACACGAUGCUGCCGGGUCUCGACUAUCCAGGAGUGACCGAUUAUAAUUCUGACGAGCUGCUGAAUAAUGGUUUUGAUCUGCAACUUGACGAUGCUUACCUCAACGAACUCAGCGACCUCAUCCUUGGGUCCAAGAAGUAUCAAUCGUCUAAUCAGCAACAAGCUGGUUCUGGCAGCGGCGGUGGCGACGACAAUCCGGAGUUUUCUUUCGGCUCAUUGUACCCGGAAAUCUACCCCUCACUGGAUGAACUUCUGAACUCCGACAUUGACGAGUCCCUGGAAGAUAACGCUCCUUGGAAUGAACAAGGUGUUAGCCAGAUUCAAAGUGCUCUUGAAGAGUUGAUCAACACCGAUACUGCUGCUGCUGCUGGCGAUGCAAACCCUUCCAAUGAAUCUGGAAACACUAAUCAGCAACAAACCCAGGUAGAGGAACAACCGAUUGACCCUGACUUACUCAGCAGCUUAUUCCAAGUGAACGAUGAUGCCCUAACUGCUGAAGAUAACUCAUCAAAUGAUCAGGUUUCCCAAGAAGAUGAGUUCCUAGCUUCCUUGUUCAACUUCGGCAAUCUGUUCGAUUGA
Messenger RNA from Hibiscus syriacus, 1905 nucleotides. RefSeq names its product two-component response regulator ARR2-like. Lineage: Eukaryota; Viridiplantae; Streptophyta; Magnoliopsida; Malvales; Malvaceae. The transcript is spliced from 8 exons. Gene Ontology annotation, biological process: phosphorelay signal transduction system; cytokinin-activated signaling pathway. The record is from RefSeq and is a predicted model, not a curated record. The coding region runs from base 1 to 1905 and encodes 634 amino acids.